ACACCUCAUAUUGGAACAUGUACAAAAACAUGUCAUUUUGUUUAUUUAUUGUAUUUUUAUUUUAUUUUAGAUCAUCAAGCAGCUCAUUCCUAACCAGCAGCAGCUCCUUCACUGCUGGACAGUCUUUCCUUAACAAUUGGCCCUCCAGCCAAUUUAUUAAUGGGGGCUGGGUGAUACCACAUAAUCUAACUGAUCUCACGGGACCCUGUAAUAUUAAACGACUGAACAGGAACCAGGAUACACUCUCGCAAGAAGAAUUUGUAAAAAAAUUUGCAUAUAAUGAGCCGGUAAUAUUAAUUAAUGUUACGGAUCAGACAGAAUUUAGAAUGCAUUCAACAAGAGAGCAGCUGUUAUCCAAAUAUGGCAACUACAGUAUAACUGUCACUACAGCUAAUACACACUCGUAUCCUAAAGCUGAAAUGACGUUAAACGAUUAUGUUAAUAUUAUUAUGAAACCGCAAGAAGAAGGACGACUGGGUAGUGAUACUUUAUAUCAUUUUGGUGACAAUGACAGAGAAGAAUGGGCUGAGCUCUUUUCAAUGUAUAACAUUCCUCCAUACACAGUCCCUGGACUAGAACCUGUCAUUAGUUUUGGGUUAGCUGGGCCAGGGACUGGUGUACCUUUUCAUAUCCAUGGACCAACUUUUGCAGAAACAAUAUAUGGAAGGAAAAGGUGGUUUUUAUAUUCGCCAAAAGUCCGGCCAUUAUUCGACCCAAAUGGCUCCACUCUUGACUGGCUAACAAAUACUUAUUUUUCACUGCCAAUUAACGAGAGGCCACUUGAAUGUGUACUGCAACCAGGAGAAGUGCUGUAUUUUCCCGCCUAUUGGUGGCAUGCUACACUCAAUGUUGAUGCUUCAGUUUUUGUUUCUACCUUUUUAGCAUAAAAUUUUUUAUUCAUUUUCCGGAUACUUCAGUAUACUUCAAUAACUAAUUUCUGUAUACUAUCAGUAUAACUAUAG
Amphimedon queenslandica is the source of this 962-nucleotide messenger RNA. Its product is annotated as jmjC domain-containing protein 8-like. Gene Ontology annotation, molecular function: cis-regulatory region sequence-specific DNA binding. Gene Ontology annotation, cellular component: nucleus. The record is from RefSeq and is a predicted model, not a curated record. The coding region runs from base 18 to 887 and encodes 289 amino acids. Lineage: Eukaryota; Metazoa; Porifera; Demospongiae; Haplosclerida; Niphatidae. The transcript has 9 exons.